This is a messenger RNA of Herpailurus yagouaroundi (jaguarundi), 1770 nucleotides long. RefSeq names its product alkaline ceramidase 1 (gene ACER1). Lineage: Eukaryota; Metazoa; Chordata; Mammalia; Carnivora; Felidae. The record is from RefSeq and is a predicted model, not a curated record. Gene Ontology annotation, cellular component: membrane; endoplasmic reticulum. Gene Ontology annotation, biological process: sphingosine biosynthetic process; ceramide catabolic process. Bases 418 to 1080 code for a protein of 220 amino acids. The transcript has 6 exons. Gene Ontology annotation, molecular function: N-acylsphingosine amidohydrolase activity.
CGUGAUGAAUUUGUCGUUCCUUAUUUAAUUUUUUUUUUCCAUAUUCAAGUUAUGUUUUUUCCUGUCGUUCUUUUAAUUUAAAAAUCAGCUCCUGGGGUGCCUGGCUGCUCAAUCGGUGGAGCGUCCCACUUGAUAUCGGGGUCGUGAGUUAAGGCCCCACAUUGGGCGUAAAGCUUACUUAAAAAAAAAUAAUAAUAUUAUAAAUAAAAAUCAGCGCCAUUGUGCCCACUGAGCCCUGGCCUAGCCGAGUUUCCAGUUCGGUGGAGCUGACUCCUUACUGAGACCUUUUCUUUCAUCUAUGGACUCAGGCUGUUGGGAGCCCAAGGAAAGGUGUUGCAGACUCUGUCUGGGAGAUGCCUGUGGAAAGGUUUCCUAGGAGAAUUCAGCAAUGUCACCUUCUUCAUCUUUGGGCCUCUCAUGAUGUUUCUGAUGUACCCCUAUGCCCAGAAACGCUCCCGCUGCAUUUAUAUCACUUGGAUCCUCUUUAUGGUCAUAGGCCUAUUCUCCAUGUAUUUCCACAUGACGCUUAGCCUUCUGGGCCAGCUGCUGGAUGAGAUUGCUAUCCUGUGGCUGCUGGCCAGUAGUUACAGCAUAUGGAUGCCUCGCUGUUACUUCCCCACUUUCCUAGGAGAGAACAGGCCCCGGUUCACCUGUCUGGUCCUCAUCACCACGGUGGUCAGCACCUUCCUGUCCUUCCUGAGACCUGUGAUCAACGCAUACGCUCUCAACAGCAUCGCUGUGCACAUCCUCUACAUCGUGUUCCAGGAGUAUAAGAAGACCAACAACAAGGAGCUUCGGCACAUAAUGGAGGUGUCUGUAGUGUUGUGGGCUUUCGCGCUGACCAGCUGGAUCAGUGACCGCGUGCUUUGCAGUUUCUGGCAGUGGAUUAACUUCUUUUACCUGCACAGCAUCUGGCAUGUGCUUAUCAGCAUCACCUUUCCUUAUGGCAUGGUUACCAUGGCCUUGGUGGACGCCAGGUAUGAGAUGCCAGGUCACACCCUCAAAGUCCGCUACUGGCCUCGGGACACGUGGCCCGUGGGGCUCCCCUACGUGGAAGUCAGUGAUGACAAGAACUGCUGAUGUCUGCCAGCUUCUUGACCAGCCACCCACCCGCCAAGUCAAGCCCCCUGUGUCUUGAGGAAGGAGGACUGGAUCGGGAGUCCGAGAGACACUCACGGUUCUUUCCUCCAGCUCCCUUUUCCCUUCCUCCUCGUCCUGCGCGGCCCCGCCCCAAGACAGGGGACCUUGCGACCCUUCCGUGCACUAGUCUGAUGACCUGGGGGAGCUGCCCGGCAUAGGUCCACUCCACGACCCGCCCUUAUUCUCUUUCAGUUCCUCUUUUGUGUUCACUUUGUGAGGCUGGGUCCCCACGGGCUGCGAUCACCCGGCAUCCACUGCGAGUGGCCUCAGGCGGGGGCUUGGUCCCCGGGCAUCUCAUAAAUAGCGGUGGUCACUGCUGGACCUGUCCUCGGCCAUGCAAUGAGCUCGCGGUUUGUGACUUCGAGCCCCGCGUCAGGCUCCGUGCUGACAGCUCGGAGCCUGUUUCCGAUUCUGCGUCUCCCUCUCUCUCUGCCCCUCCCCCGCUCGUGCUCUGUCUCUCAAAAAUAAAUAAACAUUUAAAAGAAAUAUAAAGAGCACCAGGCUCGGAGUCGGGCAGAGCUAAGCUUGAAUCCUGCUCCGUGAUUUCCUAGUUGUCUCAUCUGGGGGAAGUGAUUUUUCCUACCUUUGAAACGGAAGCAUCUUGUCUGUAAUAUGAAAAUGUGCUUGGCA